UUUGAACUUUGAAGUUUUGACAUUUCAGAAUAACUUGAAGAUUUGGAAAGUAUUUAGGAAGUACCGAGGAAAAAUUGUACAUCUAAACAAAACCUUCUGUUAAUUAAGUCAUUCAGUCAGUCAUUAUUGGAAUCUUUAUCUUACGUUACAAAAUGGAUCCUUACGAAAUAGAGUUCAUAGGAGAAAACCGAAUCGUUAGCAUAAUACCAAAUUUUUCAUACGACAAAAUAUUCUUGAUAAGCGGUGAAUUUGGGCCGUUCCGGGCUGGUCUGCCAAUGAAUGUGCCUCUCUGGUUAGCUGUAAUGUUGAAGCAGAAACAAAAAUGUCGCUUAGUUCCACCAGAUUGGAUGGAUAUGGAUGUUUUGGAAAAUAUUAAAGAGGAAGAAAAGCUUUCAAGGUUCUUCACUAAAAUGCCAAACGAACACUACAUGGUAGAAGCAAAGCUGAUACUCGGUGCAGCAUCUGAAGACAUUCCUCGUGCCGCUGAAAUCAAGACCAUUAUUAAAGACAUAUGGGAUAUCCGCAUGUCAAAGCUGAGGACCUCCAUGGAUGCUCUGAUGAAGUCUGGGGGAUCUUACGGUAGAUUGGACCAUUUGACCAUGAUGGAGAUUAAUUCAGUUAAACCCUUAUUACCUCAAGCUAUGGAUGAGCUGCAUAGAAUGAAAAUGAUGACCAGAAAAUCAACACCGGCCACUUUGAACACUUCAACCUUCAGCCAGUCUGGAAGCUCUCAAAACAUUUGACACAUAGUCUAUAAAACUACCAAGUGUCAAGUUUAUUUUGUUGCUGUUAACAGAAAACAUUGCAGAGUGGUACUCUAUUGCUUCUAUGGUAGCAUCAAGCUAUGAUGGCAGAGCUGAAAUUAAUAUCAAGAAUCAGCGAGGCCUUGCUGCAAUAUAAUAAAGGGAGAGAAAGAUAAAUAAAGUAUCUUCAUUCCGACUAUCAUAGAAAGCUGCUACUUUCAUUCUGUUAUUUUAGUUCUUACGUUGUUGUAAAGUCUUAAAUUCUUAGAUAAGUUCUCGUCUAAAUUUCUCUUCAGUGAAAUGUUUUGACUGUACACAAAUAUCUUACCUAUAAUGACAGGUCUAAAAAAAAUGCUAUCUUCUUACACUUUAAAUGAUAGCACUACUUUUUUGACAUGUCAAUUUAGUUCUAAAAUUUGUGUACAGAAAAAUUAAGAUUUUGCUUCAAAUUAGCCGGUUUCUGCACUUAAAAGUUAUCUGUAUAUAAUGAAUUAGGGCUUUCUGAAAGGAUGAACGUUAGGUGAGAGUUUGAGAGUUUUCUAUAUAUAUUACGAAAGUUAAGCUUUUUUUGCUGUACUCCGCGAAAGGCAGGAGAAUCUGUAUGGUGUUAUUUAUAAUUCCUUCAAUAUUUAUACUCCAUUGCCGAACAGAUAAACUUCGGCAAAGUACUACGCACGUUUCGCUCCAACACCGGAGCACCCUCAGGGGAUGUUGACAUUACAAUCAAUAAUUGUUAAGUUACAUCACUGUUAACAAUUAUCAAAUUUACACCCUACAGAUUCUCCUGCUUUUCGCGGAGUAUAGCAAAUUAAGCUUAAUUUUUAUGAUAUAUCAUGGAAUUCCACAAAGU
Pararge aegeria (speckled wood butterfly) is the source of this 1593-nucleotide messenger RNA. It is a transcript of the gene Psf2, whose product is annotated as probable DNA replication complex GINS protein PSF2. Lineage: Eukaryota; Metazoa; Arthropoda; Insecta; Lepidoptera; Nymphalidae. Gene Ontology annotation, cellular component: GINS complex; nucleus. The record is from RefSeq and is a predicted model, not a curated record. Bases 153 to 743 code for a protein of 196 amino acids. The transcript has 3 exons. Gene Ontology annotation, biological process: double-strand break repair via break-induced replication; DNA replication.